Molecule: messenger RNA, 403 nt
Organism: Biomphalaria glabrata
Lineage: Eukaryota; Metazoa; Mollusca; Gastropoda; Planorbidae
Product: turripeptide Gsg9.2-like
Exons: 3
Coding region: 10-303 (97 amino acids)
Biological process (GO): multicellular organism development; cell differentiation
Molecular function (GO): protein binding
Source: RefSeq, a predicted model, not a curated record
AUAUACAGUAUGUGGGUUUGUUUUGGUGGUUGUUGUUUCAAAAUGAAAGCUUCUUCAGUUCUUUCUAUCCUCGUGUUGCUGCUUGCCGUACUCUUGCAAGAACUGAAAGUGAAUGCGCAAGAUGAUGACCGGUGUCUCGUAAUAUGCACUGCUGACUGGAACCCAGUCUGUGGCUCGAAUGGUAAGACUUACCCCAACAAAUGCGAACUUGAUGGUGAAAACCGCUGUCUCCGACCUAGUGGUCCUUUGGUCACUAUAGCACAUGAAGGUCCAUGUAGCCCCACUACUGAAGCUAACAAGUAGAGAGCUACAAGAAAUAUAAUGACCUCGGGCUUUGACAAUCUCUAUCUUACAUGUAUGAACUUGAAUGUUAAUCAGAGUUUAAAUAAAAUAAAGCAUUUAA